AUGGCUAGCUAUAUAAACACCUCUCUAGCUCAUUUAUUAUCAUCAUGCAACUUUCUGUCGCCGUCGUUAUUGCUCUUGCUGCCCUUGCCGGUGCUCUUCCUUCUCCUAGCUACGUUCCUUCUACCCAAAGUGCUCAACCAUCCAGCCUUAUGGGUCUUUGGCCUGCCUCUGGCCUCCUCGGUGGUUCCAAUCAUGGUACAGGUGUCAGCGUCAGCGCAGACGUUGUUGCCAAGGUCACCGCAACUGUUGAAGCCGAUGUCACCGCUAAGAUCAACGCCAUUGUCAACGCCAACGUUGAUGCCAAAAUAG
Melampsora larici-populina 98AG31 is the source of this 309-nucleotide messenger RNA. RefSeq lists its product as uncharacterized. The transcript is spliced from 5 exons. Lineage: Eukaryota; Fungi; Basidiomycota; Pucciniomycetes; Pucciniales; Melampsoraceae. The record is from RefSeq and is a predicted model, not a curated record. The coding region runs from base 1 to 309 and encodes 102 amino acids.